AUGACGAAAAGCCUCAAAGAAUCAGCAUGUCAAGUUCAUCCUACAACUAAUAUAAUGCAGUUGGGUGCAACGCUUAUAAUUUUCUUUCUGUACAGAGUCUUAGGAAAUGAACCUGGAAAAGCAAUUGAACAAAGCAGUGUAAACGUGACCUGUAGGGAUGACAGUGUUUGGAAUACAACUCUUAGAAGAUGUAUCGAAUGUAACCCUGGCUUUGUUGGACGGAAUUGUUCCAUAUUGUGUCAUUAUCCUCAGUAUGGCUACUUAUGCAGCAAGCGGUGUGAGAAUUGCAGUAAUGGAACAUGUGACCACAGAACAGGCUGUCCAGAAUCAGAAUCCACACUUCUUCCAGCAACUAUGAGACAGACACAUCGGAAAACAUUCAAAGGAAUGACCAAACAGAAAAGAAAACACGACGUAAUGACGAUAAGCCUCAAAGAAUCAGGUUCUGGUACAGAUAUUUUAUCAUUCAGAUAA
Messenger RNA from Saccostrea cuccullata (small rock oyster), 474 nucleotides. RefSeq lists its product as uncharacterized. Bases 1 to 474 code for a protein of 157 amino acids. The transcript has 5 exons. NCBI's taxonomy places the organism in Eukaryota, Metazoa, Mollusca, Bivalvia, Ostreida, Ostreidae. The record is from RefSeq and is a predicted model, not a curated record.